This is a messenger RNA of Spirodela intermedia, 4034 nucleotides long. The record is from the annotation of a GenBank genome assembly. Lineage: Eukaryota; Viridiplantae; Streptophyta; Magnoliopsida; Alismatales; Araceae.
AUGUUGAAUUUUGAUUGCUUUAGGCAGAAUGCAAAUCGUGGUCGACCAGAAAGGAGGCUUUCUCUGGGAGAAUACAGGAGGGCAGAAUCAUGGUCAAAAUACCUGGUCUCUGAUGGUGGAGAGAUAAAAGAAGGAGAAGAGGAAUGGAGUGCUGAUAUGUCUGAAUUGUUCAUAGGUGAUAAAUUUGCGAAAGGCCGGCAUAGUCGGAUCUACCGUGGGAUGUACAAGCAGAGAGAAGUGGCAAUAAAGAUUGUGAGUCAACCAGAGGAAGAUGAGAUUUUGGCUUUAUCAUUAGAGAUGCAGUUCAAAUCAGAAGUGUCUUUUUUGUUGUGCCUCCAGCAUCCAAAUAUUGUUGGUGUAAGUUCACUAUACUACUUGGUGUGCUAAGUCACCUUUUAGCAUAUUGUGCAGUCUACGUUGCUUCAAUUUUUUUUCAAUCGUUCACAGCUUUUCCUCCUUGUGUAAUCUCCCGUAUUUUUGGUACAUUUGUUCUUAUUUUGGGGUUUAUAUAAUAACGUUUCUAGAAAUAGCAGACUCUAUUUCAAGAAUCAACGACAAAUUAUACUAUCCGUAGUUUCUGGCUGGUUUGAGAGAUGAGGUUGUUUUGGUAGAUGUUUCAUCUUGCUUGAUGUAUCUUUCCUGCUCUUUUUUGGAUUAGUUCAUAGCUAAGUGUAUCAUUUUGAAAGAGUAAAUCUAAUGGAACCUGCAGCCCCAGGUUUAGUGGGAAAACCAAAUCAUCCAAAUAUCUGAUGUCACUGGAAAAAUGGAGUAUAAAGCCUAUUGUCAUUCUUUUGGGAAAUCUUAAAUUUUUCAGCACAAUGAUAACCCGCCUUACAUCAAUUUUGUUUUAUAAGUGAAGGAAUAGGCAUAUUUCCUAUAUUUCAGAUAGUUCAAUGAUAGGCCUCUUUAUCCCGUGUCUGGGUCGUAUUUCUAGGGUACUGUACAUCCCUGGAAUGCUGUUCUCGGAGGUUUGAUCUACUAACGGUCUGGGAAAACAUCCAGGCUGAAGACUUUUUGUUUGAAAUAGAUAGAACUCGAGGCAUCACCAAAUUAAAAAGUUGGUAAAAACCAUUUCAGCUUCCCCAACACCAGAAAUUUCAAGGAGACGAAAAAUAAUAAUAUCUGAAUAUUUUAUAUGCCAAAAAAAAUCCAUAAUCUAUCCCAACUUGAGUUAUAAAAUGACAUUGUAAACAUAGGCAAUUAAAUCUGAUCAUAAGCCAGACUUUUAGAAUGGCCUGUUUGGUCUAAUCAAGUAAAAGAUUUUUGGAACUAGUGAUGAGGGCAUUCUGAAAAUUUCUCCUAUACAAUUUCACGAACAUCCUCUGAUACGUUUUAUCAGAUAUGGCAGAAGAAAUAGUCUUUCUAUAAGCCAUCCGAUGUUCAUCACCCUUUUCUGGUUCUUCAUCUGAUCCAUGUGAUAUGUGUCAAUUUUCAGAUAUCUGCUCUCGCCUGUUUCCAAAAUAAAUAGAUCAGGACAAUUUGGUCAAAAAAAACCGAAACGAGCCAAAAUGAAAAAAUGGAAUAAAUUUGUGAUACAGCGCUCUCCAUUCAAUUAUAUCUACCCGGGCACUAAGAAAUACCUCUUCCGGACUAUCGAAAUCAAGAAUUUGUCAAAUUUGAAAGGACUCGAAGAUAUAACGAAUUGCAAUUGCAGACAUCUCCCUAUUGUUUCCAAUGAACUCUAUGAACUCUUCUUCUCUCCCUUAUAAUUUUUCUUCAGGCUUUUCUGGCAAAAAGUUCAGCAUUAAUGUAUCCUUCUAAACAACUUGAAAAAAAUAGAACAGGAAAUGGAUGAUGUCUGAGAGACUAUAGCCUAACUCGUUUCACAAAAUAAUUAUCUCUCAGUAAAAAGCCCUUAGACUCACUCCCACGAACCAACUUCGUUAGAGAAACCUAACUAUGUCCCUCUCACCAACUCUUCCUUCAUAUAUCAUCAUGUUCUUUGCAUUAUCUAAUAAUAUCCACUUUCACUCCCUUUCAGAUUCCCUAGACACCAUGCUAUGAACGCCUAUCAAGUUCCACUAAAUUUUCUUUAUUCGAAAAACCUCCGAUUUUGAAUCCCCUUCCCUUUUUUCUUCUUCCUGGCUCACCCCUUCUCCAUUUUUCUAGUUUCGUGAUCUCCUUUCCCCCCUACCUUAUCCGUUAUUGGACGUGUUUUUGUUCUUAUUCUUCAUAAUUCCCACUUGAAGCCUCAAUUUGACAUUAUGGAAAGGCAUUUUAAAUGUCUUCAUCUAUUCUACCAGUGUCUCCUGGACUCCCCACAUACAUAUUCCAGUUAUGUUGUCAUUUCCUCCAUCUUUCCCCCAUAUCUUCUUCCCUCAUGUUUAUCAGCUCGUUUCCAGACUGACCUGCUGACCUCAUCCUGAAGCGCCAAACUUUUCCUUCAUUCUUCAUACUUUCUAGGCCUGAACCUGUUUUCACAGGCAUCGUACAAAGGAAUCAGCAGUGUCUGAUCCAAGUUCUGAUUCAGGGGGCUUCCAAUGUGUUGAUUUAGGAGCUGAAUCACCACUGCAAAGUAGAGAUAGGGAUUCAUGCUUAGACAGAUUUAAAGAAGUAAAAGGUUUCCCUUUCCAUCAUUGCCCUAUAACCGCUGCUUCUACCGAAGAAUGACAAUUUUUUGAGCUAUUCACAGUUAGAAAUAGCUUCCGUGGGAUCCUGUGACACUCCCCAGACCACUGACCGCAAUCUUUUGCCCAUUUUGAUUCGACCGUCAUGUGAGGCAGUCAACCCAAUUGAUCUUACCCUCCUCCCCCGGUUCCUUGGCUGAUAUGCCGCUUGCCAGAAGCAGAGACCUUGCUGCCAUCCCUCGGAGUUCUGUUGAGGGAUCCCCGUCCUUUGGUUACUCCCACCCCUGGUCAUGUUUCUAGCAGGAGAUUCUGACUUCCCCUCUAGAAACAUUAUCUGAUUGACGCCUCAAACCUGCUGCCAUAUAUGGUGGGAUGGCCUUCUUAGCCAUUGAUUGCUUGUGUCGUAUCAUCUCCUGCUCACUUUCCCCACUACAAGUUUGAUAAUGAUGUUUAGUUGACUCUUGAUGUGCUGGAAAUGAGUAACAGUAAAUCAGCAGAAAUCCACCCAGUGCUUCUCGUCCUCUGCCUGAUGCCAAUACACGCUGUGCAACUGAAGAAUGUGGUUAUUAAUGGAAAUCAAGACAUUGCCCCCCCCCCAUAUAUGCAUUUUGUCUAAUUAUUACUAUGUUCUCAUCUCCCCCGCUCAUUCCGCUUCUGCUGUAGUUCGUCGCAGCAUGCAAGAAGCCUCCGGUGUUCUGCAUCAUCACCGAAUACUUGUCGGGGGGCUCUCUGAGGAGAUACCUCCACAAGCAGGAACCACACUCUCUCCCUCUCAAGCUGGUAGUGAAGCUGUCCUUGGACAUUGCUCGUGGAAUGAGUUACCUUCAUUCUCAGGGGAUACUCCACAGGGAUCUGAAAUCGGAGAAUCUACUUCUUGCGGAAGAUAUGUCCGUCAAAGUUGCCGAUUUCGGAAUCUCCUGCCUGGAGUCUCAGUGCGGCGACGCAAAAGGCUUCACAGGCACAUACCGAUGGAUGGCCCCUGAGAUGAUCAAAGGGAAGCACCAUACUCGGAAGGUUGACGUCUACAGCUUCGGCAUAGUCCUCUGGGAGCUCCUCACAGCGUUGACCCCUUUCUCCGAUAUGACUCCAGAGCAAGCUGCUUUUGCCGUCGCCCAGAAGGUAUGCUGAGCCUUGCUUAGGAAACCCACCCAGAUUGGAGAUCAUAAUUAUUUCAUUUUAAGUGUGAAUUCAGUCAUCUUCCUGCGUAUUUGUUCAUUGCCCCAGAACGCUCGGCCGCCUAUACCUGCUGACUGCCCUCCGGCUCUUGGUCGUCUCAUCACCCAAUGCUGGUCCGCAAACCCAGAAACGCGGCCUCAGUUCGACAAGAUCGUCUCCAUUCUCGAGACCUGGUCGGAGGGUCUGCAGCAAGAUCCGACGCUGUUUCUAUCACUAAAAUCUGUCGAACGGAGGGGGCUUGUAGGGCGUUUUCAGGAUGCAUUACAGUCUUCCGGCCUGCUGCGUCUUUGA